Molecule: messenger RNA, 2659 nt
Organism: Diabrotica virgifera virgifera (western corn rootworm)
Lineage: Eukaryota; Metazoa; Arthropoda; Insecta; Coleoptera; Chrysomelidae
Gene: calypso
Product: ubiquitin carboxyl-terminal hydrolase calypso
Exons: 4
Coding region: 81-1727 (548 amino acids)
Biological process (GO): ubiquitin-dependent protein catabolic process; protein deubiquitination
Cellular component (GO): cytoplasm
Molecular function (GO): cysteine-type deubiquitinase activity
Source: RefSeq, a predicted model, not a curated record
AUAGGUUAUAAAGUUGAUUUGUUUACGUUUAUAUAAAUAAUUUUGUAAAUUAAGUUUUAAGUUAAAAUAUAUUAGUAAGAAUGCCUGUAGAUAUAAAAGAACUUACUGAAGGAUGGCUGGAACUGGAAAGUGAUCCUGGUCUUUUUACGCUACUUUUAGAAGACUUUGGCGUGAAAGGAGUUCAAGUUGAAGAAAUAUAUGAUCUUAACAAACCUUUAGAUAGUCCUGUAUAUGGCUUUAUUUUUCUAUUUAGAUGGGUUGAAGAACGCCGGUCACGACGCAAGGUCGUGGAACAAAAUGAAACGUUCGUUAAAGAUGAAGAUAUUGUAAAUAAUAUAUUUUUUGCUCAGCAGAUGGUACCUAACAGUUGUGCCACCCAUGCACUGAUUUCAAUUUUGUUAAAUUGUCCAACUAUACACUUGGGAGAGACUUUAACCAGAUUGAAAGCACAUACACAAGGAAUGAGUCCAGACAAUAAAGGGUGGGCAAUUGGAAACACCCCUGAAUUAGCUUGUGCACAUAAUUCACAUGCCAUGCCACAGGCUAAAAGAAGGCUAGAAAAAGGUAGUGGGGUAUCAACUGGUAGAUUUACAGGUGAAGCAUUUCAUUUUGUAAGCUUUGUUCCUAUUGGUGGUAGACUUUUUGAAUUGGAUGGAUUAAAACCAUUUCCGAUAGACCAUGGGCCAUGUAACGAUAUGGAAUGGACUGACAAGUUUCGUAGUGUCAUUACCGAUAGACUAGGAAUUACAGCUGAUGAAUAUAACGAAAUUAGAUUUAACUUGAUGGCUGUUGUGCCUGACAGAAGAUUAGCUAUUCAACAUAAGUUAAAAAUGUUAAGAACUAAUAAGCAAAUAGUUUUAGAUGCAUUGCAACAUUUAGUUAAAAUCAAAGAUAAAGGAGGCGGUACUAAGUUAGAAAAUCAAGGAGAGCAUGUCAAGAUUUCAAUAUCUAACAGUGCUGAAGAGCAAUGUACUGAGGUAUCUAAAGAAGGCCAUUCUGAAGAUGACUCAAAAAAUGUCAAACCUGAAAUAGUAUCUGCAACCAGUAAAGUAACUCUAUGUCCCCUAGAUUAUGCAACACCUUUAACAAUUCAAACUUCUCCAGCUCCUAGUACUUCAGGCACUGACACUCCUUCAGAUAUUGGAUCAGCUUUUAACUCUCCAACACAAACUUGGAAUUGGGCUAAUUCUUCAGGAGGACAAAAUAGUCCCACAUCCAAAGAUUUAAAAAGGUUUGUUGUACUAAGAAUGGCAGAACAGGAAGAUAAGGAGAGAACUAUUUCCAGAUCAAAUUCUGACAAUCCUGAACGAAAAUCAAGUGGAGGUCAUGCUAGAGUACACACUAGUGAUGGAGAUCCAGUUGUAGCUGAAAAAAAGAACCAAGAAUUGUUAGAACCUCAUACAUUUGCCCCAAAAGAUCUUCUAGCAUUAUUACGAAACUUAGAAAAUGAAAUUUGUGUAUGUGAAAUGAGUCUAAAGGAUGAAAAUGAUAAGCAGAAUAAAUAUAAGGUAGAUGACAGUCGAAGAACUCAUAAUUAUGAUGAAUUUAUUUGCACGUUUUUAUCUAUGCUUGCUGAGCAGGGAAAACUUGCAGAUUUAGUGGAGCAAAAUCUCGUAUUGCCAAAAAGACCUAACAACUCCACACCAGUGCCUAAGCCACCUAAAAAGAAAAAAGAUGGAGGAAAGAGAAAGAAAAAAGGACGCUCAAAAGUUAAAAAACGAAGAUAAAAUGAUAGUUUAUGUGUAGAUGUUUAUAUAAUGGUAGGGGAGCAAAGUAUGCUAAAUGUGCAGUCACUCGAGCGCUUUGGGGACCUAUUGGGUUGUGAAGAGUAGGUCUUAAAAUCAAAAAAAGUUAAGUAAAGUUUUCCAUUUUAGUGGGCGCUUGUCAUUUUUUUAUUUAAUUUUCCAUUUCCAACAAGCGUUUUUUCCGAUUAUAACGCCAUCUAUCCAUAAUUCGAAAAAAUGUUUCGAAUAAAAGUUACUUAUUUUUACGUAAGGAAUCCAAAUCUGCAAUAAAAAAUGAGGGCUCCUAUUUAAGAUUUUAAAGUAAACCCCCACCCCACCUCCGUGGGGGGUCUUGUUUGAUGCCAUUCGAUAGAUUUUUCAAAAAUAUUGAAUAAGUGUAUUUUACAGUUUUUCGAUCUGAUGUUCAUUUCACGACGAAAUAUCGCGGGAUUCGUAAUAAAAAUAUUUAAUUUCCCCCCCCCCCCCCUCUCCUUGAGAACUCGUGUUUGGUAUCAUUCGAUAGAUUUUAAAAAAUUAUUGAGCACAUAUUUUUUAGUUUUUCGAUCUGUCAUUCAUUUCGCGAAAUAUUCGCUUUUUUCUCGUGAAAUUUUGGGACUCACCCAUUUCCUUACGCCCGGUUCAAAUAGUCAAAUUUUUGAAAUAUACACUCUUUUGCAUGCACUUAACUUACCUUAUCUUAAUCUGACAAUUUCGAGUUUUUUUUAAGGAUAGAUUUUUUCGGCCCCCCUUAACGAACUCCCCUGUGGUAAGAGCCAAUAUAUGGUAGAGGUACAUCUGCAGGGUACCAGGUUUCUCCCCAUAUGCUAAUCUGACGCGCUCGAGUAACUGCAAAAUCCCCGCUUGGGCUCCCCUACCAUAAGUACUUGAACUCAUACUAAGCAUACAUGACAUUAUAUAUAUAUAAUUUUAUUUUU